UCGCAACACUGUUAUUGAUUUGUGUUGUGUGUGGUGUGAGGUUAGAAAAUGUGUAUAAUUAAUAAAAUAUAAUAUUUAUACCCCGAAAUCACUACAAGUCUAUCAUAAUGUUGUACGACGACUUCAAACCUAUAGUCGAUGUGGUUCUCAACAACUGGACAGCCCUACAACUUGCUGUCGAACAUGGGAUGGGUGCGCCAGGUGGAAAAGAGACUGCCCAGUUGAUGUCAGUCUAUGUGGCCAGAUACUGUGUGGAGAACAUUGUAGAUGUUGAAGACUUGGAAGAAGUGCUUGAAGACCUGAUGGAUGAAGAAUUUGAGACAGUUUGCCACGAUCAUUCACCGAGAGAAAUAGCCACAUUACUAAUGAAGUUCCUGGAUCUGCUGAAGAAAGGCCAGAACGAAGAAGUGCUGGCGCAGAUGGCGGCGCUGCCCCCGUGCCGCAUGUGGCUCAGCCAGCCCAUGCACAAGGCUGUGCCGCCACAGUCGCACGGUAACCCAGAUGACGACACUACAAGUAGCAGUGAUGAUGAAGAAAACGCCACAGCAGUAAAUGGACAUCAUCAGCCGUCAUCAUCAGCUCAACCCUCAUCAUCACAAGCAACAGAGCAACCAGAACCCAUGGACGAAGACGAGCCCGAGCCAGGCUGGACAGUUGUCAAAACGAAAAGGAAAAAAUAGAAUAUUUUGAAUUUAGAACGGUUAAGUUUUAUUUUUUUGUUACUAUUGACCAUAGUGUAUGGAGGAGUUUUGUUUUUAAUUUAUAGAGUAGGUGGGUUGUAAUGGAAAUGUUGCAUCAGCCGAUAUUGCAAUAAAAUCAUUAUUGUAAGGUUCUAUAGUAAAUAAUGGUAUGAGUAUCAGAUUAGUCUACUACAUUUGAUUGUAGUAUGUAUGUGUAUUUUAUUACACUUAUGUUGUCACUUACCUAAAACUUAUUAGGUAGGUAAAUAAAUAUACUUAAGUACAUAGUUUUUGGAAAUUUGUGAAAAAAUUGUUUCCUACAUCCAUGUACAGUGUACACUUUUAAGGUGGUAUUCUCAAAUUUCCAGAAAUCUUAGUGCUCCACAUGAUAAAUGUAAACAAUGUUUAGAAUGAGCCCCUGAGUAACUCUCGUUCGGCUUACUAUAACUAUAACAACUUACACUUCUUGUGCAACACCCUGUAUAAUGUAUUGGUACUUUCUUACCUAAUGUACUUAUCCACAGUGCUGAUUGUGAGCGAUGCAUUACAAUGUCUGUAUAAAUGUAUACAUAGUAAAUAAUAUUAUGUACUAUAGUACCUGUAUGUAUUUACCUUAUUGAUAUUUUAUCCUUCUACAUGUAGUUAUUACUACCCUUCUAUAAUGCUUCCGGAAAAAAUAGUAUUACUGUGACUUACCUAUUAAAUUAAAUAUCAAAAUAAAACCAUAUAUUUAUGAAACGUU
Messenger RNA from Plutella xylostella (diamondback moth), 1422 nucleotides. Its product is annotated as pre-rRNA-processing protein TSR2 homolog. Lineage: Eukaryota; Metazoa; Arthropoda; Insecta; Lepidoptera; Plutellidae. The record is from RefSeq and is a predicted model, not a curated record.